Messenger RNA from Oryza brachyantha (malo sina), 4965 nucleotides. RefSeq names its product ABC transporter G family member 48. Gene Ontology annotation, molecular function: ATP hydrolysis activity; ATP binding; ABC-type transporter activity. NCBI's taxonomy places the organism in Eukaryota, Viridiplantae, Streptophyta, Magnoliopsida, Poales, Poaceae. Gene Ontology annotation, cellular component: membrane. Bases 38 to 4471 code for a protein of 1477 amino acids. The transcript has 20 exons. The record is from RefSeq and is a predicted model, not a curated record.
UGGCAAGUAAGCCGAGCUCGAGAGCGAGCUAGGAUCGAUGGCGUCGGCGCCGGAGACGACGAUGGCGGUGGCGCCGUCGGGGAGCCGGCGGAGCAUGAGCUGGGGCUCCUCCAUCUCGCAGUCGUUCCGGCAGGUGGAGGCGGAGGACCCCUUCGGGCGCGCGCAGUCGCAGCAGGGGCACGACGACGACGAGGAGAACCUCCGGUGGGCGGCGCUGGAGAAGCUCCCCACCUACGACCGCAUGCGCCGCGGCGUCAUCCAGAGCGCCCUCCUCCACGGCGGCCACGACGACGGCAACGCGGCGGUUGCCGCCGCCGCAGCAGGUGGCAAGAUGGAGCUCGUCGACAUCCAGAAGGUCGCCGCCGGCAACCUCGGCCGCGCCCUCCUCGACCGCGUCUUCCAGGACGACAGCGAGCGGUUCCUCCGCCGCCUCAGGGACCGCUUAGACAUGGUGGGCAUCGAGCUCCCGACGAUCGAGGUGCGGUACGAGCAGCUGUCGAUCCAGGCCGACGUGUUCGUCGGCAGCCGCGCGCUCCCCACGCUGACCAACGCCGCCACCAACGUCUUCCAGGGUCUUAUCGGACGAUUUGGUUCCUCAAACAAGAGGAACAUUAACAUAUUGCAGCAAGUUAGUGGCAUCCUCAAACCAUCCAGAAUGACACUUCUUCUUGGACCUCCAUCCUCUGGAAAGAGCACACUUAUGCGAGCACUUACAGGAAAGCUUGAUAAAAACCUCAAGGUCUCAGGCGAUAUCACUUACUGUGGACACACAUUUUCUGAGUUCUAUCCUGAGAGGACGAGUGCGUAUGUCAGUCAGUAUGACCUUCACAAUGCAGAGAUGACUGUAAGAGAGACAUUGGAUUUCUCUCGGAGAUGCUUAGGCAUUGGUGCAAGAUAUGACAUGCUUGCAGAACUCGCCAGGAGAGAGCGUAAUGCAGGCAUUAAGCCGGAUCCUGAGAUUGAUGCUUUCAUGAAGGCUACUGCAGUGCAAGGGCAUCAAACAAAUAUCAUUACAGAUGUUACUUUGAAGGCACUUGGUUUGGACAUUUGUGCUGAUAUUAUUAUUGGGGAUGAGAUGAUUAGAGGAAUUUCUGGUGGACAAAAGAAGCGUGUGACAACAGGGGAGAUGUUAACAGGGCCAGCACGGGCAUUGUUCAUGGAUGAAAUAUCCACCGGUCUAGAUAGCUCUAGCACAUUUGAGAUUGUAAAGUUUAUUGGACAUUUGGUACAUGUGAUGAAUGAGACUGUGAUGAUCUCCCUCCUCCAGCCACCACCGGAGACAUACAAUCUUUUCGACGACAUAAUUCUACUAUCAGAAGGAUAUAUAGUCUAUCAUGGACCACGCGAGAACAUAUUGGAAUUCUUUGAAAAUGCUGGUUUUCGGUGCCCUGAAAGAAAAGGAAUUGCUGACUUCCUUCAAGAGGUCACCUCCAAGAAAGACCAACAGCAGUACUGGUACCGUGACCAUGAACAAUAUCGGUAUGUGUCAGUCCCAGAGUUUGCAGAUCGUUUCAAAUCAUUCCAUGUGGGUCAGAAAAUGCAGAAGGAACUGCAAAUUGCUUAUGACAAAUCUAAAACACAUCCAGCUGCAUUGACAACUACCAAGUAUGGGCUAUCCAGUUGGGAAUCACUCAGGGCAGUGAUGUCAAGAGAGUGGUUGUUGAUGAAGCGUAACUCCUUCAUCUAUAUUUUCAAGGUCACCCAAUUGAUCAUCCUUGGUUUCAUGUGCAUGACUGUGUUCCUUAGGACAAAGAUGCCUAGUGGGACCAUCGCUGAUAGCACAAAAUUUCUUGGGGCUCUCACUUUUAGUUUGAUCACCAUCUUGUUCAAUGGCUUUGCUGAGCUACAACUAACCAUAAAGAAGCUUCCAGUGUUCUACAAACAUAGAGAUUUUUUGUUCUUCCCUGCAUGGACCUUUGGAUUAGCAAACAUUGUCCUUAAAAUUCCUGUUUCUCUUGUUGAGGCUGCGGUAUGGGUUGUGCUCACAUACUAUGAGAUGGGAUUUGCACCCUCUGCAGGAAGGUUCUUUCGUCAGUUUAUAGCUUUCUUUGUUACUCACCAAAUGGCAAUGGCUAUGUUCCGGUUUCUUGGUGCUAUUCUGAAAACAAUGGUUGUGGCCAAUACUUUUGGUAUGUUUGUGUUGCUUAUUGUCUUCAUCUUUGGAGGUUUUCUCAUACCAAGAAAUGACAUCAAACCAUGGUGGAUUUGGGGUUACUGGGCAUCUCCUAUGAUGUAUAGUCAACAAGCAAUAUCAGUCAAUGAAUUCCUUGCUAGUAGAUGGGCACUUCCAAAUACAGAUGCAACGAUUGAUGCACCAACAGUCGGCAAGGCUAUUCUUAAAUCCAAAGACUUAUUUACAACCGAUGCAGGGUUUUGGAUUUCCAUUGGAGCCCUUAUAGGAUUCCUUGUAUUAUUCAAUAUCUUAUACAUUUUGGCCCUUACAUACUUGAGUCCUGGUGGCAGCUCAAACACAGUAGUUUCAGAUGAAGAUAGUGAAAAUAAGAUAGACAUGAAAGCAAAAAAUGAACAGCAAAUGUCCCAAAUUGUACACAACAAUGGAGCCGACAAUGCAUCUGCAACAUCGUCGAUCCCCAUGAAUGGUAGCAGAUCAACAAAUCGGCAAAUUCGAUCACAAAUUGUAUUGCCAUUCCAACCCCUUUCACUUUGUUUCAACCAUGUGAACUACUACGUGGAUAUGCCAGCAGAAAUGAGGGAGCAAGGUUUCACAGAAAGUCGUCUUCAAUUGCUCUCUGAUAUUAGUGGAGUUUUCAGGCCAGGUGUUCUAACAGCAUUGGUUGGUGUGAGUGGAGCUGGCAAGACCACUCUAAUGGAUGUCUUAGCAGGAAGGAAAACUAGUGGAGCAAUUGAAGGAGAAAUUAUCCUCUCUGGUUAUCCCAAGAAACAAGAAACUUUUGCACGCAUCAGUGGUUACUGUGAACAGACUGAUAUCCAUUCACCAAAUGUUACUGUAUAUGAAUCCAUUCUCUACUCAGCAUGGCUGCGUCUUUCCUCAGAUGUUUACACCAAUACGAGAAAGAUGUUCGUGGAUGAAGUCAUGUCCCUUGUAGAACUUGAUGUGUUGCGCAAUGCUAUGGUGGGUCUUCCUGGAGUUAGUGGAUUAUCAACCGAACAAAGAAAGAGACUCACAAUUGCCGUGGAGCUGGUAGCAAACCCUUCAGUAAUAUUUAUGGAUGAGCCAACUUCUGGACUUGAUGCUAGAGCUGCAGCAAUUGUCAUGCGAACCGUCAGAAAUACGGUCAACACAGGGCGUACUGUAGUUUGCACAAUUCAUCAGCCCAGCAUUGAUAUUUUUGAGUCUUUUGAUGAGCUUCUUCUAUUGAAACGAGGAGGGCAAGUUAUUUAUGCCGGUGAACUUGGUCGCCACUCUCAUAAAUUAGUUGAAUAUUUUGAGACAAUUCCAGGUGUUCCGAAAAUCACAGAGGGAUAUAAUCCUGCAACCUGGAUGCUAGAAGUUACCUCCCCUAUAGCCGAGGCUCGCCUCAAUGUAAAUUUUGCUGAAAUUUAUGCUAGUUCUGAGCUUUACAAGAAAAACCAAGAGCUAAUCAAGGAAUUGAGCACUCCCCCUCCAGGAUAUCAGGAUCUGUCAUUUCCUACUAAGUAUUCUCAAAAUUUCUAUAAUCAAUGGAUUGCAAACUUUUGGAAGCAAUAUCACUCUUAUUGGAAGAAUCCACCAUACAAUGCCAUGCGUUAUCUUAUGACAAUGCUCAAUGGCCUUGUAUUUGGCACGGUGUUUUGGCAAAAAGGAACUAAAAUAUCCUCCCAACAAGAUUUGAGUAAUUUGCUUGGAGCCACUUAUGCUGCUACCUUCUUCCUUGGAGCUGCCAAUUGUAUCACAGUUCAACCUAUUGUGUCAAUCGAGCGAACAGUCUUCUACCGUGAAAGGGCAGCAGGGAUGUACUCUCCAUUGUCUUAUGCAUUUGCCCAGGCAUGCGUGGAGGUCAUCUAUAACAUCUUACAGGGGAUUCUAUACACUGUUGUCAUCUACGCAACGAUAGGAUAUGAAUGGAAAGUCGAUAAAUUCUUCUAUUUCAUGUUCUUUAUAGUUGCGAGCUUCAACUAUUUCACAUUGUUUGGGAUGAUGUUGGUGGCAUUGACUCCAUCUGCAAUGCUCGCAAAUAUUCUCAUAUCCUUUGUACUUCCUCUAUGGAAUCUUUUUGCUGGGUUUAUCCUUGUUAGGCCGUUAAUACCGAUUUGGUGGAGAUGGUACUACUGGGCAAACCCUGUGUCGUGGACCAUCUAUGGUGUCGUGACAUCACAAUUUGGUAAAAAUGGUGAUUUGCUUUCGAUUCCUGGUGGGAACUCUAAGGUAGUGAAGCAAUUCUUGGAGGAAAACCUAGGCAUGCGACAUAGUUUUCUCGGUUAUGUUGUGCUUGCCCAUUUUGGCUACAUCAUUGUCUUCUUCUUCAUCUUUGGUUAUUCCAUCAAGUAUCUCAACUUCCAGAAACGAUAGAGAUGGUUCGCUAUGGCUUAGAAUGGCAUUAUGUUUGGUCAUUGAUGCCAUUUACAACUAAAGGAGCUACUACACAAUACCACUGUGGCAUGACACAACGACUUAGUUAACUUAGGACUAGUAUACGUAGCAUGUUAUAGUUUGUAAACAUUCACUUCAUGUAUCAAUAUGUACAUCAAUUAUAUUCCAUGUCCUAGUUAUGAUUUCUUCUCCCACUUGCCAAUUGAUGAACCAUCCUAGACUGUAUAUACUUAAUACAGAAUUAUAAAAACUAGCACAUGAGUGUAAAAAUAUGUCGUCUAAGGCAAAUGUAAUUUUACAAUUAGUGUACAUACAUUUCUAGUUGUUGGUCUUGUUCAGCAAUGUUAACAACUUUGCAUCUAGAAUUCUAUGACACGAAGGGACUCUAAUGUACCCUAGAGGAGGAGUAAAUAGGGAGAAAAUUGCAUAUCUACCAUUGUAAACAAAGGGAUUCGCUGAAAUGCCAUUAUGUA